Molecule: messenger RNA, 2354 nt
Organism: Ilex paraguariensis (yerba mate)
Lineage: Eukaryota; Viridiplantae; Streptophyta; Magnoliopsida; Aquifoliales; Aquifoliaceae
Source: the annotation of a GenBank genome assembly
UCUGUCGUAUAUAAACCCCAAAUCAAUCGGAGCUCAGAAACCCUAGAUCGCGAACACAGAGACUGCGUGAGACCUUGAAUUGGAUCGAUUCAAAUGGCGGAGCACUUAGCUUCGAUCUUCGGAACGGAGAAGGACAGAGUGAACUGUCCUUUCUACUUCAAGAUCGGUGCGUGCAGGCAUGGAGAUCGAUGCUCGAGACUCCACACCAAGCCUAGCAUCAGCCCAACUCUCUUGCUUUCCAACAUGUAUCAGCGUCCUGAUAUGAUCACUCCCGGCGUCGAUCCUCAAGGCCAGCCUCUCGAUCCUGAAAAGAUUCAAUCCCAUUUCGAGGAUUUUUAUGAAGAUUUGUUUGAGGAGCUGAGCAAGUAUGGAGAGAUUGAGAGCCUGAACAUAUGUGAUAAUCUGGCUGACCACAUGGUGGGUAAUGUGUACGCCCAGUUUAGAGAGGAGGAACAUGCUGCUACUGCACUUCAGAAUCUGACUGGAAGAUUCUAUGCGGGGCGCCCCAUUAUCAUUGACUUCUCUCCGGUGACCGAUUUUCGUGAAGCUACUUGUAGGCAGUAUGAGGAAAAUGUGUGCAAUCGAGGUGGCUACUGCAACUUCAUGCAUCUGAAAAAGAUAAGCAGAGAGCUGAGGCGGCAGUUAUUUGGGAGGAAUAGGCGAUGGCGCAGCCGCAGCAGGAGCAAAAGUCAUAGUCCUCAUCGCCGUCGCAAUUAUGAGGAGCGUCCACAUGGUGGCCGUGGUUUUGGUAGAAGAGGUGGUGAUGUCAGAGAUCAUCGCCACCAUGAUAGGGGUAGGAGACCAAGAAGCAGGAGUCCUGGACGUAAGGGUGGACGAAGCAGAAGUCCUGGGGGAAGGAGAAAUAGGAGUCCAGUCAGGGAAGGCAGUGCUGAGAGAAGGGCAAAAAUUGAGCAAUGGAAUAGGGAAAGGGAACAGGGAGAAUCUGCCAACAAGAAUGAUGCUAUUAGUAACCAUGAUAGCCCUAACAAUGCCAUUGUGCAGAAUGGAGAGCAGUCCUAUGAUGAUCCGCAGUACCAGCAGGAGCAUGGACGUUAUACCUGAUCCAAGUGGCAUUGUUGGGUGGAGUACAGGUCCACUAUCCCAUGAUAAUGAAAAAUGCCAAAAAAAAACCCUUUUUCUUCCUUUCUUCCACCCAUUCUCUAAAGGAACUGAAAAUGGAUUUAGCGAGAGUAGAUAGGGCCAAGCCUACUUAGCACCUGAAUGCAUGCAUCAUGACCCUCACAGUUUUUAAACUCAUUUUCUGCUCCAUUGUUCACCUUUUUCUAAGUGACUGCAGUUUUUGUUCUUCUAAGUGAUAUAUUUUUUCUAUUGUCCUCUGAUCUUGUAACUCAUGCUUAUGUUUAUUCCAGAACUUCUUGUAAACGUUGUCAAGAGUCUAGUUUUCAAAAUGCAGCAUCUUAAAAUUACAUGGGUCAAAUGUUGCCAUUUUUUACGAAAGUUUUAUACUCUGCAAAAAUCUUGACAUGAACUGAGAGUGCAUGCUAUGUAGCGUAUUGAUGAGGAUAAAUUGCUUCUGGAGCAUGGUGGGAAGAAUAUUCAUUAGUUGGGGUUACUUUUAACAUCUUUAGUUUGGUAAGCCACUCUUUUACCAGUAAAAAACACAGUACGUAUUUGUUUCACAAGGAUUUUUAAGCCGAAAUAUUUUACAACCUGAGUUUCUUUUCCAGCUAUUUCAGUUUCAUAGGAGCAUGGAGAUAAGAGUUCUCAGAUAUUUUCAUGUGAAAUAGUGUGAAUAUCUUUGUUAGCAGCCAUUUCGAGACCAAGUAAUGAUACAGUAAAAUGAUAGGGGAGUUGAUAAUCCAUUCGGACAAGAUAAGAAUGAGUUUUUAUUUCACCAUUAUUACAGUUUCUUUUGUAGGCAUUUGUGAACUUAACACAUUUUUACAAGUUUUGCAGGUUCAGGUAUUCCUGCUUCCAGGGAUCGAGCCUCAUUUUUUUAUGGCAGCUCACAAUCAUAUUUGUAUACAGGUCGGCUGUCUUAUCUGCAGAGCAAGUUUACAGGAUUUAAAUGCUACGUGGUGGAAGAACUGAAGGAAGCCGCCUAACAAAGUAGACAAAGUUUAUUUGCUAGAGUGAUGUUUUGUGCCAGGCCUUUGUUCUGGAGAACAGGUUUUAUUGUGUGCACCAUGUGUCGUGUUUAUGUUUUUCUAAACAAACUGUAGUUUAAAAAUUAGGAGGAAAUGCAAUGGAUGUUUUGUAUUUUUGUUGAGAUUGCAUUUAUUUCAGUUGUGCAAAUAUGCUGUAGGCAUAAUAACAAUGUGUAGGCCAGCCUCCUGAUAUUUUGAGGGCUAAUUGCUGCUUGUGGAAUGGGAAAGGCCGUCCUGAAAUAUAUG